CAAUAUAUGUUCAUCACAUCCUCCCAAUAACUUGAAAAUAAUGGAGAGCCAAACCAACAAAUACUUAGCCCUGAUUCUUGUUACAUUCUUGAUCAGUCUAUACUACCAUCCUAUCUCCGCCACACCACAACACGGCCAUGCCCAUUUCGUGCUGGUUCAUGGGGCCGGUCACGGCGCUUGGUGUUGGUAUAAACUCAUACCAAUAUUGAAAUCUCAAGGACACAACGUAACUGCAGUCGACUUAGCUGCAUCCGGGAUCGAUCUAAGUCGUGCUGAAACUCUCUUGUCGAUCAACGAGUAUAUUGAGCCACUGAUGGACCUAAUGAAUAGUCUAAACAUGGAUGAGAAGGUGAUUCUGGUGGCACAUAGUUUUGGUGGGCUUGCUAUUUCCAAGGCCAUGGAGUUAUUCCAUGAUAAGGUUCAUAUGGCUAUUUUCGUUACUGCCCUAAUGCCUGGCCCAACCUUCAAUUUCACGUUUCUUUCUAAAGGGUUGGUGAGGUGGCAAGCUCCACUACUAGACAUGAAGUUUAUAUUUGGAGAUGGGCCUAAUAAACCACCUACACUUUCCAUUGGAGGCCCACUUUUCCUUUCAUUAAAUAUGUAUGACCUGAGUCCUAGAGAGGACGUUGAAUUGGCGGGUGCAUUGGUUCGUCCACAACGUUUAUUCAGCAACGAAGAUACAGACACAAGUCUUGUGCUCACACGCGAGAGAUACGGAUCGGUAAACCGGAUCUUUGUAGUGUCCGAGAAAGACAAAACAUUGAUGAAAGAGUUCCAGCUCUGGAUGAUCAAGAACAAUCCUCCUAACCACGUGGAGCAUAUUCAGGAUUCUGAUCAUAUGGUCAUGAUUUCCAAGCCGUUGGAUCUUGGUGACCGUCUUUUAUCUUUGGCUAAGAAGUUGGCUUGAAAUUUUUUUUUUCUUUUGAGAAAUUGCUUGAAAAUAUUUGACAUUUGAUUCAACAUGUUGUUGCGAGCCCUAAUCGUUGGUUAUCAAGUCUACUAUUCUUAUGUUGCACAAGCCAUCAUGGUGUGAGUAUUUAUAUUUUCGUGUGAUCAUCACUCUGUAUUUGGUUUGACUUUUCAACAUUUGCAACUCCAACUAAAUUAUUUCAU
Molecule: messenger RNA, 1113 nt
Organism: Brassica oleracea var. oleracea
Lineage: Eukaryota; Viridiplantae; Streptophyta; Magnoliopsida; Brassicales; Brassicaceae
Product: methylesterase 3-like
Exons: 3
Coding region: 41-907 (288 amino acids)
Biological process (GO): jasmonic acid metabolic process; salicylic acid metabolic process
Molecular function (GO): methyl indole-3-acetate esterase activity; methyl jasmonate esterase activity; methyl salicylate esterase activity
Source: RefSeq, a predicted model, not a curated record